This is a messenger RNA of Sarcophilus harrisii (Tasmanian devil), 1077 nucleotides long. It is a transcript of the gene AMTN, whose product is annotated as amelotin. Gene Ontology annotation, biological process: positive regulation of enamel mineralization; odontogenesis of dentin-containing tooth. The record is from RefSeq and is a predicted model, not a curated record. Gene Ontology annotation, cellular component: cell-cell junction; basement membrane. The coding region runs from base 139 to 1077 and encodes 312 amino acids. The transcript is spliced from 8 exons. Lineage: Eukaryota; Metazoa; Chordata; Mammalia; Dasyuromorphia; Dasyuridae.
CUGAAGAACAUAGAGGUAAAAUGAUUUGUCUCAUACUAAAAAUAAGAGGUGUUUAAUGGUAUAUUAUUUUGAAAGGAAAAAAAGGAUAAAGGAUAAAUAGUAACAAUUUAAUUUUGGUUUUAGGUACCAAUUUGAAACAUGAAAACAGCAGUUCUUCUUUUUUGUCUCCUAGGGACAAUUCAAUCAUUACCAAUACUCCAGCUAAUGAGAAUGUAUCCAGUACAAGGCUUUGGUCAACAGCAGGUACAGCAACAGCUUCAUUCUGGUGUGGGACUUCCUCCUACAAAUUUGGUUCUGGAUCAGCCAACAUUACUCACCCCACAGCAGCCAAGCCAGCUCUUCCCUCCUUUGAGCCAAAUACCACUGUCACAAAUAUUUUCAGUGGGGACAGACAUGCCUCUGAUAAAUCCAGCUACAGGACUAGUACCUAACAUCCAGAUACUCCCAAUGACCCUAGCAGAUACAAAUAUCGCACAGCAGGUGUCUCCACAACAAGUGCUCCCUGUCAUUGUGGCACAAAUUGGAGCCCCGGGUGCCUUCCUAAGCUCAGAGGAAUUGCCAAUGGCCCCACAGAUCUUCACAGGACUUCUCAUCCAACCUUUUGGUACUGGAGCCAUACUCCCAACUGGCCAGGAAAGGAUAGAUGCUAAUACCCAGGAUGCAGCUCUUCCUGCAGGACAAACAGGAGGAAACUCUGCCAUCUGGGGAACCCCCGAAGGCCAGCUCCCAACUCCCAGUGGUCCAGAUGAUGUAUUCGAAGCUACCAACCCAGUGGGAAUUCAAAGAAUUGAGGGAAGCACCACUGAAGCACCAAACGGUGGGUUUUUCCAAACCCAUAAAAUGUCCCUUGGCCCUAAAAAGACAGCUGAAGGCAGUAUGAGACAGAAGUUCUUGGGUGAUCCCUCUGCCUUGGCAAAUAUGAAUCCCAGUAAUACCAGGGAGCUUCCUUCUUCUACGUCAGAGCUGACUCCAACAGGAGGCAAUCUGAUGAUUCCUCUGAUAGCACCCCAGGAUCCAGACUCCACUACUUCUCCUACCAUAUUAAUGCUGAGAGGAGACACUCAUCUGUCAAUAUAG